Molecule: messenger RNA, 888 nt
Organism: Aspergillus campestris IBT 28561
Lineage: Eukaryota; Fungi; Ascomycota; Eurotiomycetes; Eurotiales; Aspergillaceae
Product: HesB/IscA family protein
Exons: 2
Biological process (GO): iron-sulfur cluster assembly
Cellular component (GO): mitochondrion
Molecular function (GO): 2 iron, 2 sulfur cluster binding; iron ion binding; 4 iron, 4 sulfur cluster binding
Source: RefSeq, a predicted model, not a curated record
GACUGUUGAUUCCACUCUGGAUCUUUUGAAUCAUACAUCCUUCUGAAGAGGUAUCUGUCUUUUCAUCUAGACAUGUCUCGUCCCAUACUAUCUUCAGCCGUGCGGCGGCUAUCGCACCCCCGACCUGUCUGCACAGCAACGACAACCUCUCGCGCCCCGGGUAGACCGGUUUCCUGCUUCUCAGCAUCCUUCCUCGGUAAUAACGCCUCCAGUCGACGCUCAUAUUCCUUGCGCAUGAAUUCGAAGAAUAGCUUCACUGCUCGUCGCCAUGCCCUACCUCCCUCGACAGUUUUCCGCCAAUUCCGCGGCUUUUCCGCUUCGACCAUCCGACCCGCCACCAAAGUAGCCAUGAACCCGCGGAAAGAUGACGACGGGAAUACACUGAUGAUCGAUAUAUCCGAACGGGCCACGGAGCGUCUUCGUGAAAUAUCCGACCCCUCAUCCUCGCCCUCCGCAACGAAAGAAGAGAACCCGUACCACCACCUCCGAAUCACCGUCACAAGCGGAGGCUGCCACGGCUUCCAGUAUAUGAUGUCUCUGGAGCCCGAGUCCAAAAUCGACGCCGAGGAGGACACCGUAUUCGAAGCAGAGUCGUCCGCGGACGGCGGCCCCGGCGAGGCCAAAGUCGUCAUGGACGAGCCCUCGCUAGAGCUCUUGUCCGGAAGCACGGUCGACUACACCAUGGAACUCAUCGGCAGCCAGUUCACAAUUGUCAAUAACCCGCGCGCGACGAGCAACUGCGGCUGCGGAACCAGCUUCGAUGUGAAUGAUUGAUAUGUGACUGCGUCGGUUGCUGGGAUUAGAGACCUGGCUUGGCUUCUUGUAUAUCAUGUAACUCGGGAUUAAAUAUUGCAGGAUAGAAUAAUAUACUAUACCCCUCUUUUUCAG